AAGCAACUACAUCAAACUAUGGAACGGUAGAAACCUACAUGGUUAAAACAGCGUCAUUGAUUGGGUAAUGAUCGCUCUCGGCUCAAUCAGCGCCAAGUUUGUUAAACUUGGAACUUUGUGUUUGGUUAUUCUGUAUUCCGUUUGAAAAUAUGUCGACCAAGAGCAGCAUCGGCAACACGGAGGUAAAUAUAGCUAGCUAGCUAACACGAUUAUUUAUCGUCCACGUUUUAGAGAGUUUUACAUUUAACAGCCCAGUUUGGUGUGUGGCAAUGGUACUGUUAGCUAUCAAGACAUUGCCAAGCCAGCAGUGUUUCUGUUGCGCAGUAACGUUAACCCCUUCUGUUGUGUGUAACGAUAUUAGCUAGCUACAGUAGUUGAUUGAGGAAAAUGUUACAUAACUAUUUUUGCUAUCAUAGCUAGCUAGAUCUUCAGUCAUCAAAUUAGCUAGCUAACGUGUAUUUUUAAUUAGCUAACGUUAGGUCGUUUGCUUUGUUGACUUGACAGACACCCUUCAUAAACAUGUACUAAACAUGGAAGGGUUUGACCACAGAUAAAACAAGGAAUCUUUGUUAUGACUAUGACAGAACAGUUCAGCUGCUGUAGUAGAGGACUGCUUUGUCCAGUGGCAGACAUUGCUAACUAGAGUUAGCUAGGCCUUUAUGCAGGAUUUCUCCAGUGAUCUCCAUGGGUAAUGUAAUGUGCCUAAUGUUUUCUACAGCUUGGUAAAAAAGGAAGUAGCUACCAUGACAGCACAGCAAAUCACCGUUUUUUUGUGUAUUCCCAAUCUCACAGUACAUGAAAAGGAGAAUACCUCAGAACCCCAAAUAUCAACAUGUGAGGACAAGGCUGGACACAGGUAUUAUUCCACAACUCAGGUUAUUCAAGUGUUAUAGCCUUGGCUACCAGUGCCAAAUGACUCAGCAAUGCAUCAUAUUUAUUGACAUAUUUAUCAGUAUAUUGUAUUGAUGUAUAUAAAUUUAGCAAAAAAAGAAACGUCCUCUCACUGUCAACUGUGUUUAUUUUCAGCAAACUUAACAUGCAUAAAUAUUUGUAUGAACAUAAGAUUCAACAACUGAGACAUAAACGGAACAAGUUCCACAGACAUGUGACUAACAUAAAUUGUAAAAUGUGUCCCUGAACAAAGGGGGGGUCAAAAGUAACAGUCAGUAUCUGGUGUGGCCACCAGCUGCAUUAAGUACUGCAGUGCAUCUCCUCCUCAUGGACUGCACCAGAUUUGAUCUUCCACCAAGGCACCUGCAAGUUCCUGGACAUUUCUGGGGGGGAAUGGCCCUAGCCCUCACCCUCCGAUACAACAGGUCCCAGACGUGCUCAAUGGGAUUGAGAUCCGGGCUCUUCGCUGGCCAUGGCAGAACACUGACCUUCCCGUCUUGCAGGAAAUAAUGCACAGAACGAGCAGUAUGGCUGGAGGCAUUGUCAUGCUGGAGGGUCAUGUCAGGAUGAGCCUGCAGGAAGGGUACCACAUGAGGGAGGAGGAUGUCUUCCCUGUAACGCACAGCGUUGAGAUUGCCUGCAAUGACAACAAGCUCAGUCCGAUGAUGCUGUGACACACCGCCCCUGACCAUGACGGACCCUCCACCUCCAAAUCGAUCCCGCUCCAGAGUACAGGCCUAGGUGUAAUUCUCAUUCCUUCGACGAUAAACGCGAAUCCGACCAUCACCCCUGGUGAGACAAACCCCGACUCGUCAGUGAAGAGCACUUUUUGCCAGUCCCGUCCAGCAACGGUGGGUUUGUGCCCAUAGGCGACUUUGUUGCCGGUGAUUUCUGGUGAGGACCUGCCUUACAACAGGCCUACAAGCCCUCAGUCCAGCCUCUCUCAGCCUAUUGCGGACAGUCUGAGCACUGAUGGACGGAUUGUGCGUUCCUGGUGUAACUCGGGCAGUUGUUGUUGCCAUCCUGUACCUGUCCCACAGGUGUGAUGUUUGGAUGUACCGAUCCUGUGCAGGUGUUGUUACAUGUGGUCUGCCACUGCGAGGACAAUCAGCUGGCCGUCCUGUCUCCCUGUAGCGCUGUUUAGGCGUCUCACAGUACGGACAUUGCAAUUUAUUGCCCUGGCCACAUCUGCAGUCCUCAUGCCUCCUUGCAGCAUGCCUAAGGCCCGUUCACGCAGAUGAGCAGGGACCCUGGGCAUCUUUCUUUUGGUGUUUUUCAGAGUCAGUCAAAAGGCCUCUUUAGUGUCCUAAGUUUUCAUAACUGUGACCUUAAUUGCCUACCGUCUGUAAGCUGUUAGUGUCUUAAUGACCGUUCCACAGGUGCACGUUCAUUAAUUGUUCAUGGUUCAUUGAACAAGCAUGGGAAACAGUGUUUAAACCCUUUACAAUGAAGAUCUGUGAAGUUGUUUGGAUUUUUACAAAUUAUCUUUGAAAGAGGUUCCUGAAAAAGGGACGUUUCUUUUUUUGCUGAGUUUUAGAAUCUUUGCUUAUCGUCAAUGUUGUGAAACCUGUUGUCGUUUAUAGGAUGCAGCCUGACGAAGUAUGUGGAGAGGCUUGAGGAGAUAAAGAAAAGUAAGUUGCAUUUUAUUACAGACGUCUGAGAUUGGGUCAGGGCAGUUAAGAAACCUCAACUCUUGAGUGUCAACAAGUGUGGGCGGACUGGAGUUCCCACUACAUCGAGUCGCUGUCAGUCGAUACUUGUAAACAUAAAAAAUAUUACCUUGUACCUAUGUUUGUCCUGUGUAAAGUCUGGCCUUUCUUAGUUUGCUGAAAUCCAUACUUUUUUAUCCAAAGUUUUGGUGCCAUUUUUAGAGCAACGGAAACGUUGGAGCUGUCGGUGGUUGUAUUUCACAAAAGUUGUAUUAAAAAGUAUGCAUUUCAGCAAACAAAGGAAGGCCUGACUUUACACAAAACAAACAUAGGUACACUGUAGGGGUUUAAGAUUUUACAUUUUUACAAGUAUCGACUGACAGCGACUCGACGUAGUCAGCGCUCCAGUCCGCCCACACUCUUCAUCACUCAACUCCCCACUGGGCAAAAACUGUUUGUGUUUCCACAUAAUUUCAACAAAAGAAUUCAAUGCGAUGAUGUUGACUCAAUGUGGGAAACUGAUUGGAUUUGCAAAAAGUCAUUUUUUACAGCCAACUUUUAACCUAAAUCCAAUAACAUGGUGAAAUGUUUUGUUAAUUUUACAUUUAAUUCAAGUUGGUUGACAACUCAAUCAAAUGUAAAUCAAAACUAGAUGUUGAAAUGAUGUCUUUGUCCAGUGGGUCCCUUGAGAGUUGUUAUUCAACAGAUGUACCUGCAUUUUGUCCCUUUUACUUAAACAAGGAACAGUGGACAGUGUUGGGCUACUUGAGUUGGGGGGGGGGGGCAACUAGGCAUUUUCUGUCUUGAAGAACAGUUGUGGUCGACUUAUCAGGUUCUGAUUGGUGUUUCAGUUCAUGCACUUCCAGGGGUAAACCGGAGAAGCCCUGUCCUACUGAUAUUUUACAACGUGGGGACCGGGGCUACCUGAGUGAAUAAGGACUUUGUCUGCUGUGGCCAUUUUGUUUCUGGCUUUUCCGAUUUCUCAGGGAUAAGCAACACUGAUUCCUUCGUUCGGCAGUGGGCGAUUGUGUUGUUGUUCACAAUAAUUUCUCUGUCAGGGCUGAUGUAGGAGGUAUUAGGCUACAUUGUGCGGGUGCCAACAGGGGCUUUUGACAGAGAGAGAGGAUGGUGUGAUAGUCAGGGUCACACCUUGGGUCACUCUGAGUGCCAAUGUUAAAAGAGGGCUGAGCAGCCAGUAUUGAGCACAGGUGUCUUACCAUCUCUCCCAGAGCAGUAACGUUAUGGAGAUGGACACAGUAGAGUUGAGAUUUAGUGAUAUGUUGGGACAGGGGGAGGAUGAGCAAAGGGCUGACAUGCAUGACCAAGGUGAGAUUGACUGGUGAGGGGCCUGAGAUUGACUGGUGUCUGUAGAGAUUGACUUGGUACUUGUAGUUGUAAGAGAAAAUCCUCAGGGUUUCUCCAUGUCUUUUGUUCUCUCACUAUUUUGAGAGAAACUGAUAAUCUGUUUGAUUAGAUUACAGGUACAGAAAGGAUGAACUCUUCAAAAGGCUUAAAGUUACAACAUUUGCACAGUUGGUGAGUUAAACAUAUUAUUAGGUCAGUGAUGGCAAAGACAUACUUGUAUGUUCUUUAUUCUCAGUUGCAUCUGCUUUGUGGAAGUAGCCUACAUGUUAUUCAAUCACUUGUUGAUCUUAUAAUUUUUUUAAUCAGGUAAUUCAGGUAGCAUCAGUUUCGGACCUAAACGAAAGUAUGAGUGAUGGCGAAACACCAAGGCUGGAAGGUAAGAAGAUUUGGUCUUUGACAAAUAGGGCACUAUUUAUGUUUUGCACCAUUAUCGAUUUGAUCUGGAGCCCCAGUUUACAUUUAAAUUAACAGAGAAUUCCCAUCUGCUCUGUCAGUCAAAUCAAAAUGUUAUUCGUAAACAACCGGCGUAAAUUAGCAGUGAAUGCUUACUUACGGGACCUUUUUCAACCAUGCAGAGUUAAAGAUAUAAAAUGGAAAUAGUGACACCAGUACUGAGUCGAUGUGCAGGGAUAUGAAGUAAUUGAGGUAGCUAUGUACAGUACAUAUAGGUAGGGGUAAAGUCACUAGGCAACAGGAUAGAUAAUAGACAGUAGCAGCAGCAGCGGGUAGCCAUUUGAUUAGCUAUUUAGCAGUCUUAUUUGGGGAUAGAAGCUGUUCAGGGUCCUGUUGGUUCCAGACUUGGUGCACUGGUACCGCUUGCCGUGCGGUAGCAGAGAGAACAGUCAAUGGCUUGGGUGGCUGUAGUCUUUGACCAUUUUUGGGGCUUCCUCGGACACCGCCUGCUAUAGAGGUCCUGGAUGGCAGGAAGCACGGCCCCAGUGAUGGACUGGGCCUUACUCACAACCCUCCGUAGUGCCUUGCAGUUGCCUUAACGUUGGUUUUAAUGAACAUUGAGGCAGUACUUUAACUGUACAGGAACAUCUCUAUGCUUUAUUUCCACCUGAAGCCGACAUGGAGCGUCUGUCUGAGCAGACCAACAGUUCCCCCCUGCCCACGCCCACGCCCGCUCAGUUCAUCGACAACAACAAUGACGCGGGGGACGCUGGCUACUCCCCCAGGUCCACGCUUCAAAGGUAACGCUCAGCACCCCACUUUGAACAGCAUCACACACACACACACCAGGAUUUUCCAUUUUCCCCAACAACGACUCACACACCUGUUCUCAAUAUGACCUCCACUGAUGCAUAGUCUCGCUCACACUUGCACAACUAUAAGCCCACAUACAUAACCACAACACCCAUAACCACAACAUACAUAACCACAACAUACAUAACCACAACACAUAACCACAACAUACAUAACCACAACAUACAUAACCACAAUAUACAUAACCACAACCCAUAACCACAACCCAUAACCCCAGGCAUAGCUGUAACUCUAUCCCUCUCAGCAUUCAACCCACACAUCUAUCUGAAUAUCCCAGCAGAGUUUUCUCCCCCUGACAACCCUGCCACACCUUCAUUGUGUAGCAGCCUUUUCCCUGGGGCCCAAGCUCCUUGCCCCCUCACUAGAACAGAAUACUGUAACUCUAUCGCCUCAGUGGGGGCCCAAGCUGGGGCCUCCCUAAAAGCAGGGCAUUAGAUCACCUUCACUUGGGGGGAGUAGGGCAGUACAACGGCAAGCUAAACCUCCACAGCCUGGCGAAGGUGACAGAGUUGGCAUUCCACAGAGUUGAGCUCAGUUCCAUUUGGAAUACUGUAACUAAUGAUUGCAAUGUCACAGACAUUAUAAAAUGAAAGUUAUACAAUUCUCACAAUAUUUUGCGUUUUUGGCGUUUUUUCACAUACACGGGUCAGGGACACUUUUUCUGUAUAACCUGUCACUUUGAACUCUCACUACAGUGUAAUAAGCGGAGUGGGAGAGCUGGACCUGGAUAAGAACGGUCAGAAGACAGUGACUCUGACAACUGUGUCCAGCCCUCGGCUUCCAGACGGACCCUAUCCCAGACUGCCCCUACCUGCUGCUGGACGUCAGGGACAGAGAGCAGUACGACCAGUGUCACAUCAUCAGCGGUAGGGAGACCAUAGAAGUACAAUUAAUAGAAUCCUGACCAUAGAAAUAGAAUUCCAGACAUAGAAUUCUGACUCUAGAAAUAUAAUUUAAUGGAAUUCUUUUCACCCCAAUGUAAUACUGUACAUAUUUGUGACAUCUCCAAAAAAAAUCCUCAGCAUACAGUUACCCCAUCGCAACCCUCUCAAGAACAAUGAAUCCCUACACCAAGGAGGUGCUGGAUUAUGUAUCCUUCCACCAAAACAAAUAACACUGUAUUAUUAUUCCAUAACUCACAUUAUCAGGCAAUCUGAAAUGGGUCUAUACACACUAGUAAAAUAUCCAUAUACUGUACAGGUUUGAAUAUUCAUUUGCUUGCCUCACUGUUGUACUGUGAUCCCCUUAACCUUGACCCUAUGUAGAAAAAUGUUUUGGGGAAGAUCAUAAUCGUAUAUGAUGAGGAUGAGAGGGUGGCUGCCCAGGCAGCCACCGCCAUGUGUGAGCGGGGCUUCGAGAACCUCUUCAUGCUAUCUGGAGGUCAGUUGAUGAUGUAUUGUGGGCAAUUAAUAGCUCAAGUGAAAGCUUUGGAAUCAGUGCAAUAUCACACUCCCAUUUAAAGCAAUGUUAAACUCACUGACUAUCACCCCCCCCCCCCAGGCCUGAAGGUGAUUGCUCAGAAGUUUCCAGAGGGGAUGACAACAGGCACCAUCCCAGUGUCGUGCCUCCCGUCUCCCACGGCGACAGCAGGCAGGAAGCGCUACACCCACAGACAGGUGUUCAUGCCAGCCGACAGGAAGUGGAGGUUCACCUCAGACGACAUGGCCAACAUCCAGGCACACUUGGAGGAGAUGCUCGUUCCCUCGGACACCAACAGUAAGGCACAUUUAACAGCUAACAGGCUCACAGCAAAGACCAUUUAGACUCCAAUGGGAAGGCCACACUAACAGCGAACUGACUCCAACAGGAAAGCGUCACUCCCUGAUCUGUUGCAUUGGGCAGUAACAACAACCUACCAGUAGAUGGUGAUAACAUGUAGAAAAAGUAAACAGCUGGGAUGGCUCUAGUGUUUUGGGAGUCCUAAGCAAGAUUUGAGAAAUGUACGUUUUACAGCUAAUUUCCUGCAAUUCUACACAUUUUGCCAUGACUUAUGCCUUGUAAUAUGGUAUAUGAGUGAGAAUGACUAACAAAAUCAAUGGGGGGCCCCUGGAGGUCAGGGCCCUUGGCUCGUGCCCUGCGUGCCCGGUCUGUAUUUGGCCAUUAUUGCUACAAGUUUAGAUCGCUGGCUAGACUAACUACCAAUCAAAAAAUUGUUAGCUGACAUGGCUAAUUUAGUGACUGACAUAACAAGAGAAACUGCUGUAUGAUGCAUAACCAAGUAUUCUACAAUUCCUAAGCAACCAGUUAUGCCUGGAGCCAGCCCUGUUGGGGUGUGUAGGCUUUUGUUCCAGCCCUAAACACCCCAUUAGCUCCUAUUGUUGGCCACCCUUGGAAAUGACAUAGAGAAUGAUUUUCUGAAAGCUUACUGUUAUUUUUGAUAGAUGUGUGACUGUCUCUAUGUUCUGUGUGUGUGUGUUUUCCAGGCCGUCUCAGCAGCCGCAUGUCCACCAGCAGUGCCCAGUCCAAAGCGUCCAGCGCUCGCAGUGUACGUACAUCCUCUCUGGCCGGCUCUGAAACCGCCAGAUCCCAGAGCAGCCGACCGUGGAAAUAACCCUCAGCCUUAACCCAAAUAAAGUCUACUUAUUUCACUACCACCACCCAUGUGCCCUUCUGUGAAAGGGGCACCCACCAAACCCCCAACUAUGCCCCCCCCCCCCCCCCCCAGGGGUGCCCAACUCUAGUUCUCAAGGGCCCAAAUCCUCCUGGGUUUCGCCUCACCCUGGGAUUUAUAAUAAUCGCCUAAUAAUCUCGAUUGAUUGUCAUCUUCAUUAGCAGCCCAGUCAAUACACAUACCUGGUCUCCCUUGUGUAAUUAGGUCCUCGAGGACCAGAGUUGUGCAGCUCUGCCUUAUGCCUUUGGGCCUGUAAAAAGGCUCUGCUUUAUUGUAGGAUAAUAGGAAUUGGUGUGUUGAUUUGAAUUUGUUGCUCAAUGAAUAUAAAAAAUGUCAUUAGUGAUCGUAAGGUGAGAAUUUAUGGAUUUGCUUUGCUCUCAAUUAUCGUUACCUCGCAGAUGUUGCUUUCCUAAAAUUACUUGUGUUCCUUUCACGCUCUGGCUCUGUCUAUCUGCGUGUGAUGUCUGUCAUUGGUUUUUAGCAAUCAGCCAUUCCAGUCAUUGAUCUUGUCGAUCUCCUUCAUCAACCCUCAUUAACUUAAGGUCAUUUCACUUGGUACCACGGUACAAAAAUUAUGUCCCAUAUGCUUUGUUGUACGUUCCAAAUAACCAGAAGUGAUGAUUGUUGUGCAGGGCCUUCUCAGAAAAUAUUAAUAGAACGCUAUAUGGAUCAUGUAUUAUGUAUCACAGAUCAUCUAAAUGCCUUUGUACAAAAGUAUACAUAUGAAAACGCUAAUUAUUUGGUACGUGGUGCGUUCUCUAUUUUAAACGGUGAAAGAAGAUGUGCUAUUUUUGAUGUGAUAUGUUUUCUCUGUCUAAGGGGAAUAGCCUUUGGAAAAUUGGGAUAAUAUAAUAAUAUGCCAUUUA
Molecule: messenger RNA, 8648 nt
Organism: Coregonus sp. 'balchen'
Lineage: Eukaryota; Metazoa; Chordata; Actinopteri; Salmoniformes; Salmonidae
Source: the annotation of a GenBank genome assembly